AUGGCGAUGCUGCUUCCUCUCCUCGGCCAGCUUUCUCUCUCUUCCCAAAUCCUUUCUUUUCCCUCCUCUCCUCCGACUCCUCGUCUCCUCACCCGCUCCUCUUUCCGGCUUCUCCUACGCCACUCCAAAACCCUAUCCCCUCCCCUCUUCUUUCCCGCACAAGCCGCCAUUUCCGUUCCUCAGGAUCCAAUCUUCCUUCGUCAUUUGCAGCUCUUCGAGGGAGAUGAAGUAAAGGAAAAGAUCAACAAUGAGGAUUUCGAAGAAGAUGGCCUGGUGGACGAGGAGGAUUUGGAUCCUAUUCGUAGUUUCUUCAAAUCCCGUGAGCCAGUCUCGGACCCCAAGCACGAAGGGGGCAGAGGCUGGCACAUAGAAGACAUAGAUUCUGCCGAAGCCGACCUUAUGGACGAUGAAGAAGAAACCCUUCGAUUGGACUCCGAGGCUCCACUUGCCCCUGCUGAGCAUGGAUUAUUAGGAGAUAUCCUUCGAAUCGCGAGGAAUCUUCCUGAGAAUUCUACGUUGGGAGAUUUUAUGGGUUCUUUUGUUGGGAAGAUUGGGGAAGGUGAAUGUGUAGAGCUUUUGGCGAGGAUGGGGGAGGAAGGCCUUGCUUGGAGCUGCUUGUAUCUCUUUGAAUGGAUGGGAUUGCAGGAGCCGUCCCUAGUGACCACAAGGGCGUGCGCUGUGCUCUUUCCAGUUUUGGGAAGGGCUGGGAUGGGGGAGAAGCUGAUGAUUAUCUUUGAGAAUUUGCCACGAACGAAGCAGUUUAGAGAUGUUAGGAUAUAUAAUGCUGCAAUUUCUGGUCUGUCAUUCUGUAGCAGGGAUUCUACUUUUGCUGCUUCUUCUUUUGCA
Messenger RNA from Phalaenopsis equestris, 846 nucleotides. Its product is annotated as pentatricopeptide repeat-containing protein At5g50280, chloroplastic-like. The record is from RefSeq and is a predicted model, not a curated record. The transcript is spliced from 2 exons. The annotation marks the transcript as partial. Gene Ontology annotation, molecular function: protein binding. NCBI's taxonomy places the organism in Eukaryota, Viridiplantae, Streptophyta, Magnoliopsida, Asparagales, Orchidaceae.